AUGCUCGUGUCACCGCUGACCGUGACGUUCGUGCAAUCAACCAUUCUAAAUGCGUUGUCCAAUAUCCUUGCCCAGCUGAUCGACCAGCACAUCAAUAGUCCCAAACCCUUCUCACUGAACACGCUGGCUCUGCUGCAGUAUGUUACCUACGGCAUCCUGAUUGUGCCCAUCAAUUUCUACUGGCAGCGCGCUUUGGAGGCGCGGUAUCCGGGGUUCCCCACGCGCGCUGAAAUCGCAAAUGCAUUCCGCUUCUCGGGGCGAUCAUGCUCGCCGGCUGCUCUGUUCAGAGGCAUCCGCUCCUUUUUUUCCUUUGCGGUCUCGUCUCUCUUUACCAGGGAUCCGGACGAUCAGCUUCCUUCUCAUAAAGAAAGGGAGAAAGACAAGGACUUAUGGGCGCCGCGGGCCCGGCGCUCCGGUCUGCAUUGUUUCGUGAUGAAGUUCUUUCUCGACCUGACGGUUGCCUCCGGCGUGAACAUUGUUCUUUUUGUUGUUUUGAUAAAUCUUCUCAAGGGUGAGAGCCUUUCCCGUACUUGGGAGCUAAUUUUUAUUGAUUUCCGUCCUAUCAUGAGCGCACGUCUCAAGUAUCGCCCUCUCGUUUCAACUCUUAUGUACACUGUCAUUCCCGUCGAUCGGCGCGUUGUUUUUGGGAGCGCUUGUGGUGUCAUCUGGGGCGUCUAUCUAAGUUUAUAUGCGGUGGUCUAA
Messenger RNA from Penicillium chermesinum, 702 nucleotides. Its product is annotated as Mpv17/PMP22 family protein. Bases 1 to 702 code for a protein of 233 amino acids. The transcript is spliced from 3 exons. Gene Ontology annotation, cellular component: cytoplasm; membrane. The record is from RefSeq and is a predicted model, not a curated record. Lineage: Eukaryota; Fungi; Ascomycota; Eurotiomycetes; Eurotiales; Aspergillaceae.